AUGGGGAACGAGAAAACAAUAGUAGUGAUUGGAGCCGGUGUCCUUGGACUUACCACUGCGCUUAGCAUUCAACAAAGACUUGGACGCCCAUUUACAGUCCUGCUCAUUGCUCGGGAUUUCCCUGGUUCUACCUCUGUCAACUAUGCAUCACCAUGGGCUGGCGCUCACUAUCGACCAGUCCCAGGCCAAUCCCCACAAAUAGCCACGGAGGCGCAAUGGGCGAAAAGAACCUACGAAAGUUUUAAAAAGAUCGCCGCUGAAGAGCCUGCUGCAGGUGUCACCUUUUUAGAGGGUAUUGAACAUUUUGAAAACCCUCCUCCUGAGUACCUUGACGUCGUUGGAAAUCCGGAUAGUCCUUAUGCCCACCUAGAUGGACUUCACGAACUGUCAACGGAAGAACUACCUCCUGAUGUCAAGUUUGGCAUCCGUUAUUGGACCUAUUGUGUGAAUUCGCCAGUCUAUUGCGCCUACCUUCUACAACUCUGA
This is a messenger RNA of Penicillium arizonense, 486 nucleotides long. RefSeq lists its product as uncharacterized. The transcript has 3 exons. Gene Ontology annotation, molecular function: D-amino-acid oxidase activity; FAD binding. NCBI's taxonomy places the organism in Eukaryota, Fungi, Ascomycota, Eurotiomycetes, Eurotiales, Aspergillaceae. Bases 1 to 486 code for a protein of 161 amino acids. The record is from RefSeq and is a predicted model, not a curated record.